Messenger RNA from Phyllopteryx taeniolatus (common seadragon), 4226 nucleotides. RefSeq lists its product as uncharacterized. The coding region runs from base 1708 to 2889 and encodes 393 amino acids. The transcript has a single exon. Lineage: Eukaryota; Metazoa; Chordata; Actinopteri; Syngnathiformes; Syngnathidae. The record is from RefSeq and is a predicted model, not a curated record.
UAAAAUCGAGUUUUACAGGAUUUAGUGUCUACCAUUUUUCUCUUUUGGUUAAUUCAAUGCAGCAUUCAGCUCUGGCGUGUGCAUCUGGUCCGCUAACAGUUAAAUGAGCGAGCAAGGAGGAGGAAGAGAGCAACAACAAGAAAGUGCAAAGGAGGAGGAGGAGUGAGCAAGGCAGAGAGAGGGAGGGUCGGUUUGUAUGUGAGAAAGCGAGAGAGCGGAGGAGAGAGCGUGAAGGGAAGCUGCAGCGGCAGCCGGGAGAUAAAAAAGCUUUUCCUCUGCUGGCAAGCUAGCGAGGGAUAAAGCAAGCAGAAGGUGGGAGCCGCAUCCAGGCGGGCAUCCAGGCUGGCUCGCCUUCAUCAACAGGCUGAGGGAAAAAAAAAAAAAAAAAAGGAGGAGCUGACUGACUACACGACGACACCAUCGCGUCGAUCGGACUAGCUUCUCUUGAGGAGGAGACGCCCUGUGAAUCGGGCGAACUUCCAUUCUUCCCCGGCAACGGAUGCUGAAUAUCGAGAUCUGACUCCGUCAACUGCGUCUGGAUUAUCUCAGGAGCUUGACUUCUGUCCGGAUGCCUCGUCCUAAUUGGACGCAGCGAGGAGCCAUCGCCACAGAUAAACCUCCCCUCCGGGGGGCAAGGACAGCCGGAGGCUCGUUGCGCCGUCACCCUGCACCUUUGACAAAUCUUUACGGCCGACGAUACUGAAGAUACUCCUUGGCGUGGAUGACAUUAGUUUUUCAGUGCCGUGUGAUGCUAAGCCAUUUCUCCGCAGCUUACGUCAAGGAACAGAGAUGAUUCCACAGGAUGACGCGCCUGACAGGAAUUAGUAGCUGCAAUGUUUUGACGUCUGUAAAACCUGCAGCUCACGUGACCGACGAAGCCGAUCCCAACAAUCCAGCAAGCCGCGAGAAGAUUGGCCGAGCCUGGCUGCAUUCUGCGUUUGCAUUGGCUGGCUGCGCUCUGUGUGUCUCCCUUUCAGCCAGUCCGGACUCUGUGCAGCCUCGGAGCUUUCAUUCACCACGCAAGACAUCGACCGCGUCGCCUCUUUAAUAGCUCUUCCGCCGGGGCUAGCGGAUUAGAAUUCCCCCAGAAACGACCGACGCCGCUGCAGUAGAGGGAAGGAAUCCUUCAUUCGAGGACUUGCAACAUGUGUUAUCUAACUGCCAUGAGUGAAGACUGUUGAAUCGCUCUAUGGAUGCCCCGGAUUACGCUGCACUUUUCUGAUGACACGCGGUCUCGUGGCACUUACCGCCUCGCCUGCCAAGUAGCCUUCUGAUAAAUCACUCGCUGGACUCCACGCGCAUGUUUCUCCCUCCUCCGCACGUCUCUGCUGCGUCCGUGUGCCCUUGAAUGUUCACAGAAGAAAAAGAAAAUAGAGCAAUGCACGUGUAGCAUGUGUAUGCUCUUUUUCGGACUGGCGCUCUGACUAGAUGAGCAAGUAAGCGAGAGUUAAAGAUGGACCAGGGCGGGGGUGAAGAUGUAACUGAAUCAUUUAUCGACCUCGGAAUAAGGUUCUUUCUCCCUCUUUCCCAGAGAUAGCUUAUAGCAUCUGUAUUGUUUGUCAAGUCCUGUGAAAUGGGAUCUGUAUUUUCUAACUUUGGGAGUAAGACCAACCUGAGUCCUUCCUCCCCAGAGUUCCCUUUCAUGGGAUUUUGCAGUCACACAACUUGAAAAAAUAUACAUUUUCUGCUGGGACUGAAGACAAGGCGAUGGGGAACUCAAUGGGUUGUGUCAGGGCUCCAGGAGAUGCUGAACUGGUUAGAGGCCCGCCGCUGUCAUCCAAGAGGCGGCUACGUUUCAGGCGAAGGCACAAGGGAAGGACAAACAGGAAUGCCGAUGUAGGAGGUGAGCCUCAAGCCAUCGAGACAAAGCCUUCUUUUGUAGGAACUUUGGACUCGAGCAGUGGACCGAGCUCUCAUCUAAUGGUGUCCAAGUUGGAACAUCGCAGUAUGCGCUCUCCGGACUCUGCAAAGUCUCCCGCCGGUAGUCUUCUAGGCCCUGGAAUUCCCAAAGCUCAGCAUACCCCUAAACUCAGUCCGGCCUGGAGAGGAGUUUUCUGCCUCCCCGGAGAAGACGACGCUGUCAGUGCCAUCGUUGACGUCUCCGACAUCCCCGGCCAAACAACCGCCGCCAGCCCGGCCUACACGGCACCACCUCUGAGCAGUACCACCACUCCGGGAGGGGGGAGGGUCUGCCGUGUGCGUGAGAAAAUCCACGGGGUCUUGGAGACACCUUGCAUAUUGGAAGACGAUAAAGCAAACAAGUGUGAGAUGACUUUAGGUGAAAGGCUAAAAAGACGGGCAGGAGAGACAUUAAAGGUAAUGCCGUCUGUAGGCGAAUACAACAGCGUGGUCCAUAUCAGAGAGGUAGAUGGUAAGCUCUGCGUGGUGAGGACGGUGUACCCCAGUGACUACGGCUCUCCGGCAUGGAGGGCUGAAAGUGAACACGAGGUGGAGGUGCAUAGAGAGCCUGCCGCUCCGUUUCCGGGAAACAGUCUCAAAGUCCAACUAUCAGAGGACGAAGGAGACGCCGACGAGGAUGCCUUCGACCGAACCCGGAUGCCGGACGAUCUCGCCGGCAAAGGCCUAGCGUCGGACACGCCGAGUCGAGCGCGAGAGCGAGAGCGAUGCUUUCUCUCGGAGUCGGGCUACGCCAGCGACCUGCCGCUGACCUCGCCGGAAACUCUCGUCACCACUCCCAGCCGUGCGGACUGGCAGACGCUAACCAGUAGCUCGUCGGAGAGACUGGACGCGAUGGCGGAGAGUCCGCAGGCGUCGCAGCAGGCCGCUGACGGCCACCUGGCGCAGGUUAGCGCAGAUCUUUUUGAGAGAGAACUGCUUCUGGAAGGGUGUAAUGCCACUGUAAAAACAAACAAAAAAACACAUCGUUGAUGCAUUUAUUUUAUUCUUUGACUUUUGUGUAGUGUACAAGGACUUCUCAAUGGGGAGCUACCCAAAAAUGUUUCUGGAAAGAACGGGAUACACCCCAAACCAGAAAGAGACCCCAAACGCUGACGCAUUUCUGCGCCAAUUUGAUUCUGUGCUUGUUGCUGGGGCGGGCGGGGUGCUAAGCAACAAUCGGUAUUACUCGAGUCUUCAUCGUACCUGGAGGGACAGAAAUGGACUCCUACUAUUGUGCAAUUUCUGACUUUGUUGGGGGCACCUAAGCUAUUUACAUUUGAACAUAUUUGCAUCUUUGUAUAGAAACGGGCUUCUGAGUGGGUGACCGUUGUAGCCUCCAAUAUACUACGUGUGUAAUCAGCUCUCCAAAGAAAGGCACAGUGGCUUUGGGUUUCCUGCCUCAGUCCCGAGAAUGUAAUCAAGGCGGCACAGAGCUUCUUGCCAUUUCUUAUUGCUGUCUGUGACCUUUUUGUCUUGUCAAGAACGAAUGUUUACAACACUGUGCAUCAAGUUUAGAAGCCUGUGAAUGUGUCCACUUGACGCUUCUCUGCAGGGAUCAGGCGGUGCGCAAAUGUGCUGCGUAGCUGCCAGGUGGACGCUAGGUACUCUUUGCUGAGUCACUGCUGAGUCUGUUCCCAUUUUGGAGGUUCUGUUGACCUGAUGGAGGGCUCAAACGAACAGUAUCAGCAAACAACAAUUAUUUGUGACAAUCAAGUUCCGAAUGAACCGCGAGCAGUUGAGUUGGCUACACACACCCCGUCGUGAGAGAUACUAGUGUGGUACCACAGCAACCACACAUACGAUAUCUUAUAGCGUGUCCCAGCUGGGUAUACAAAGGAUGACGUCAAAACAGAAGGUUCCAGGCUCUAGCCCUGUUUCCACAAAGCACUCAGGCUCAUUUUUGGGCGUUUCCUUUGUAAAAGGUCCCAGAAUAUCCAACAUUCCACUUUUCAGCACCCCGUUGUUGGGAGCAGUUUUCUGUUCAGGAUUUAACGCCAAACGUACACUGCGGUACACAUUCGUCACGUCGUUUUAUUUGCAUUUUUCUGGCAAAAGUCAGGAAAGCUUAAACAAAAAAACACCUCCGUCGGGGUACCUAAAUGGCGCUUUUACUUGAGUGAUAGUCAGAAUGUCGUAAACCUCGGCUAUUCGUGGGAGAUGGGGACGCAGCCCUGCUGCGGAUAGCGGAAAACGCCGUGACAAAAACGCGUGGAAAGCCUCAACUUCCGCUAUCUUGGGGGAAAGGGCGCUAAGAAACGGCGCGCGUCCCGGGAACGGUUUGGGCAUUCUGCGGUCGGGUAUUCUUCUCAUCCGCAAAUCUUUAUCUA